CAUACAAAGUGCCCUCCUGACCCCAAAGGUGAAAAAUCCAGACCAGCCGGCGACAGCUGUAAGCUGCCAUGCCCUUCCCGGACAUGAACUCCGAAGCCAGGGGUCCUCAGUCUCCCCCGUCAGCCUCGAACCCCAGCGCACCCCGGGCUCCCAGACUCGAGGUCCGAACGCCAGCGCCCCCAGCCUCCCGGAGCCCCUCAACACUCUUCUCCCCGCCUCGCACCCGAACUCCAGAGCCCCGACAGUCCAGGCCCCCCAACCUCUCUCCCCGUCUGGACCUCGAACCCCAGCGCCCAGGGUCCCGCCCUCGGCCCCGCUUACGCGGUGGCACUUUACUGCACCAGCCCUGUUCGUGCUGAGCCCAAGCAUUUCUACGGGAAUUCAUCUCCAGAACAGCUCGGACAUUCUCUGACCUUUUAGUCUGAACCUCAAUGGUCACUAAAUUUCUGCAGAUCCAGCAGGGCAGUAAACGAUGAGAGAAUGCUACCUGGUUUUGCUAAAAGAAGAGCUAUCGGGCCCAUAGAUCUUGAAAUUCAGCAUAAAAUGAAAUUUUCCAUUACAGCAAAUGCAUACAAUUAUAAAUAAUUAAGCAAAACCUUGAGUGGUAAUUUAUCUGUU
This is a messenger RNA of Cavia porcellus (domestic guinea pig), 618 nucleotides long. RefSeq lists its product as uncharacterized. The coding region runs from base 69 to 359 and encodes 96 amino acids. Lineage: Eukaryota; Metazoa; Chordata; Mammalia; Rodentia; Caviidae. The transcript is spliced from 2 exons. The record is from RefSeq and is a predicted model, not a curated record.